This is a messenger RNA of Pristis pectinata (smalltooth sawfish), 6475 nucleotides long. RefSeq names its product hyaluronidase-like. The transcript has 3 exons. The coding region runs from base 149 to 1381 and encodes 410 amino acids. Gene Ontology annotation, biological process: protein acetylation; carbohydrate metabolic process; hyaluronan catabolic process. The record is from RefSeq and is a predicted model, not a curated record. Gene Ontology annotation, molecular function: N-acetyltransferase activity; acetyl-CoA binding; hyalurononglucosaminidase activity. NCBI's taxonomy places the organism in Eukaryota, Metazoa, Chordata, Chondrichthyes, Rhinopristiformes, Pristidae. Gene Ontology annotation, cellular component: cytoplasm.
UCCAGCCCCCCUGCGCCGGUCUCCGCUCUCCAUUCCCCCGGUGGCAGUGCACCAAAGGCCGGGGCGGUCUUUCCUCAGGCCAUGGCCGGGUGCGGGGACAGCGGCAUGCCUCCCAUUGGUUGAUGACAAAGUCCUUCCAGUCGUGGGUAUGUUGAAGACUUGGGCCAGCCCUCCCACGGGGGCUGUCAGCAGAUGUGCAGAGUUAGGCACGGGAAAGAUCGAGUUUGAGAAGAUCAUAACUGAAGAGUUGAGAGCAGUUCCUUUGCACUACUGUCCAGAGCUAGUGGAGGCCUGUGCAGACCUCAUUAAUGAAGAAUGGAAGAGGAGCAAGGCAUCUCGGAUUCAUUCACUCCAGAAAUCCUCCAAUAGUUUCCCACUUUGUCUUGUGUUGAAAAAGAUUCUAAAUGAUGUUGGAAACACGAACAAUGAAAACAAAAGCCUAUUGGUGGGCCACAGCAGGCUCUCUCGUGUAGUUGGUAAAUCAACUGGUUUGUUCGUGGAGACCGUCAUUGUUGCUAAGGAAUUUCGGGGCAAGGGUUACGGCAGAAAGUUAAUGGAAGCCACUGAAGCCUAUGCUAAGCACCGAGGGUUCAAAACUCUGUAUCUCACCACUCACGAUAAGCAAGACUUUUAUUCCCACUUGGGUUAUGUACUAACUGAACCAGUGCAGAAUGCAGGUUCUAUGACCUCAUUCAUGAACAUGGAAUUCCUUGAAAAGCUGUCUCCUCCAUCAGUUUCACCACCAAUUAAUUCUCAUUCGCUCCCACCCCCUUGUCCACCUUGGCCAUCUCCACAAGUGCCAUCCCUUGCUCCUGGUUCUGCACCUGCUCAGAAACACAGACUGAAUCUUCCUUCACCAUCUCAUCCCUUCACAUCUUCCCAAUCUAAUGCAUCAGUGACUUUUCCAUCAUCUCUUAUUGCAUCCUCUUCACAGUCUGGGCAGCUUCAGUCUUCCACGUCCUGUUCCUCAGCCACUUCCCCGUCAAACAAGCAUGUUCCUAUUCCUCCCCCACCUCCACUCCCGCCACCAUUACCGGGUGCACAACCAGCUCCUCCCUCCCUAAUUACGCCACAGUUACACGGACACACCCAUCCUUGCAACUCAUCCUCUCCAUCACCCACUCUCCCCAUUUCACAGACGUCCCAGUUGCAUUCUCUUUCAGCUCUUCAACUUUCCUCACCACCUGCUGAUUCGGUGGCUAUGCUUCCCACACCACCACCCUUGCCUGGUACUUCUGAAACUUUAACGAAGUUAUCCCAGUUUCCUUGUCAUUCACCCGAAUCUUUCAAAGAGAACAGGAAAGCUACACAAACUCUGUUGGAGACCCCUUACCGAUGCAUUAAAGGCCUUCCUGUCUUCUGGAUGAAAAAAGACAUAUAAUUUGAUCAAAUCUGUUCCAAAUGAUUGAAAGAAUAUGUUUGAAAGCUGCCUUCAACUAAUUGGUGCCAAAUGAAGUACAGUGGAAAAUACUCUAAAAGAACCGCAUUAAGAUCUGGUUUGAAGUGGUUUCAAUGAACAAGAAGCUGCUUAAAUUGAUAUUUCAGACUAGGAACUAUGUAUAGUUGAAUUGGUGCAAGUUGUCACCAGUGUAGAAGUGAGAUUCUUAGUAUAAGAGAUGAAAGGUCUUACGAGAUUGUAUUAGAAUUAACAGUGAUGUUCCUGGCAUGCUUGAGCUAAAGAAUGGAAUUGAAUACCUCUAUACAUGUGAAACUGACUAUUAACUCCUAGAAAUUUAAGAUAUGCUGCCCAAGUUAUUUUUCUGAGCAAUAAUGUACUCAAUAAUUUCACUGCUUGAAGUAAAUUGUGUGCAAAAAUUACAUUUUUUAAAAGUUCAUAGUGCUUUUCUUUUACUUUUUGUAUUGAAGUUUCUUGUUCUGGCAAUUAUUUUCUUCAAAUACCUCCUCUUGAACUAGUUGUUACAAAUCAUGCUACAAUCAUCAGGGACGCAAAAUCAUGCUGCAUUGCUGAAGUUUGACACAACAAGUAUGUGUGUGAACAUUUUAUGGAGAUAUUAAACAAAUAAUAUUUGUAUCACAUUAUACAAAUGUGGAGUGGGAAUAUAGUAUACCUGAGAUUACUUGGAAAAGAACUGAUUCUUAAAUAAAAUUAGCAUUACUCAAGGUAGCUGUCAUGAAUUGUGGGCUUUUGAAUAAAGUCAAAGAGGGGAUAGAAGUCUCUGGUGGAAAUUUUAGUAAUCCUCCUUAAAUGUCCUAAAUGCACCAUGACACUGGAACGCAGCCAAUGAAAGGAUUGAUCAGAUAAUUAUAUAAAAUAAGUUGGUUUAACACCAUUUAUGGACAAACUCUUAGGGUCAAUAAUUGAAGGUAGAAGUAGUGAUAGCACUACAAGGUGAAUGAAGCACAUUCAGCAAGGCAAGUAACAGAACAUGUCUAAAAUACGCAGUUGGUCAGGCAACAUCCAUGGAGAGAGAAACAAAGUUGAUGGCCGAGAGUUUGUAGUCAGUGGCAAAUUGCCCACUCAAUGCUAACCUCCAAACUAAGUUUGAGGUUACCUUGUUCGGGUUUUGGGAGGAGUCACCUAGAUCCUCAGCAGAGAGCCCCUGUAUGAGGACUGCCCCAAUAAUGUAGAACAGACAUCAUUUGGAGCAUCUUGCACCAACCCCUGCCCACAAAAUAAAGAUGACUAAAAGACAAGGCGGUUAGCCUAUGGGGAGAGAUUGAGUCGCCUGGGACUAUACUCGCUGGAAUUCAGAAAAAUGAGAGGGGAUCUUAUAGAAACAUAAAAUUAUGAACAGGAUAGAUAAGAUAGAGGCAGGAAAGUUGUUUCCACUGGUAGGUGAGGCUAGAACCAGGGGACAUAGCCUCAAGAUUCAGGGGAGUAGAUUUAGGAUGCAGAUGAGGAGGAACUGCUCAGAGAGUAGUGAGUUUGUGGAAUUCCCUGCCCAGGGAAGCAGUAGAGGCCACCUCAUUAAAUAUAUUUAAGAUGCAGAUAGAUUUUUGCAUAGUAAGGGAAUUAAGGGUUAUGGGGAAAAGGCAGGUAGGUGGAACUGAGUCUAUGGCCAUAUCAUGAUGAUCUUAUUGAAUGGCAGAGCAGGCUUGACGGGCCAGAUGGCCUACUCCUGCUCCUAUUUCUUACGUUCUUACAAGGCUUCUCUCCAAUUAGUCUGAAUUCAGAGGUAAGAAGAACUUAGGCCUCCUUUGUAAGCUUUAGAUACUUCUAUAAAAAUUUACAGACUUUUGAAAAUGUUUGCAGUUUUGUAAAACUUACAAUCUAAUGUUAUUUUAGAAACGUGCAACAUUUUAGAAAUUGUUAGGAAGUUCUAAAAAAUGCAAGCUCUUGGAAAGUUCAAUUUGGUGAAAAGACUUUACUAGAAUCACAUUAAGAAAAUGAACAGCUUGUAAAAGGCCAUGAAUAUACAUACAGGCUCCAGAGGCAGCUGCAGAGGGGUUCAAUGAGGAAACUAGAAAAGUCACAAAUGUGGUAUUUGCAGGCAAGGUCACGGUUUACCUGACCUGGAGAACAAAGAGUUUAAUCUGCAUUCAGGCUGAGAGAAGAGUGCACACACCAGCUCAGUGGGCAAACUGUAUAGUGCCAGCACUCCUGGCUUUAUAUUGUGCUACAACAAGCCUCACUGUAUAAUACAUUAUCUUGGGAGCAGCACAGCCUCAAUGUACCAAACUGCCUUCUCUAAUCAUGGACAUAGUAUGAAAGAGGAAAAAGAAAAUGUGAGACAGGAUCUGACAGCUACCCAUUUCUGAAAUCUAACUCUUAAAUUCUAAAGACUACAUUCCAGGCUAUUCAAAUAAGAUACAGAAAAGCUAAGUGACAUUUUUCAAAAGCCUAUCUGCUUGCACAUUAUUCUCAGAACAAGUAUUUCUUAAUCCCCUAAAAUAGAAAAGUAGAUACAGUUCCUCCCUAUCCAUUUUAAAACAAUGUCCUUUGCAGCAUUAAAUUUCUCUAAGAAUCCCUUGUUCACACAUACCUGCCUCUCUCUAACAAAAAAAAGUUUGGGAUAGAGGCUGUGACACAUAGCAAUUCGGAGAAUCUUACAACUCUUUAAGAGCACUUCAGUGAAAGAUCAACCCUGAUGCAUAGAAAUGUCUUCAUCUCUUAAACGGCAGUAAAUCUCUGGAAUUCUCUGCCCCUGAUGGUGGAGGCCAGAUCAUUAGAUGUACUUAAAGUGGAGAUAGAUAAAUAUCUGGAAGAUGGAGGAAUUAAGGAUUAUGGGGAACUGGCAGAGAAGAGGAGUUGAGGCCAGUGUAGAUCGGCCAUGGUCAUAUUGAAUGGCAGGGCAGGCUUGAGGACCUGGUGGCCAAUUACUGUCAGGUUCUUCUGUCAAGUAUUUAUCCACAGCUUUCCUCACGCUCAGCAGGGCUUUAGGGUAAACUGGGCGAUGAUGUCAUCUGCCGGUCUUCUUAGGGAGACACAAGAGACUGCAGAUGCUGGCACCUAGAGCAAAAAACAAACUGCUGGAGGAACUUAGCAGUCAGGCAGCAUGUGUGGAGGAAAAUGAACAGUCGAUGUUUUGGGUUGAGAGACUUCAUUUGGAUCAGAUGAAGAGUCUCGACCUGAACCACUGACUGUCAAUUUCCUUCUACAGAUGCUGCCUGAGCACUGAGUUCCUCCAGCAGUUUGUUUAUUGCUUGCUCUUCUUGAAAUGUUGUGGAAGUUCUGGUGAUUCCCAGCCCUAUGGCCUCUGUUGGUUUUCUUGAGGAAAUUGGCAUUCUGUAUUAAUAGGGAAAUAAUCCUUCUUUACAGUAUGGGAAAUCCUGUACAUUACAUGUACUAGCGACUUGCCUCAAAUUCACAUCCUAGCCUCUCUGACUUUGUCACCUGCCAAGCUGAUAAGCAUAUAGGCUAAGAUGUGUCAGCUGAGUCCUCCUUGGGAGGAGGUAGGGGAUCUCAAUAGUUGCUAUUGUCCUAUGCAAACUUAUUUGCAGUGGAGGUGAAGCAACAACCAGGUGUUUUGAAUGUAUUACCUCCAUUGUCAGGAAAGUUAAAGUAGCCAUUUAUUUAUGGAAAAACAUCAAUUGAAAUAAGCAAAGACGUGAGGCAAUCAGAGAGACUUUGGGAAAGUUUCAUCAAGGAAAAGCUAUAGCAGGUAAGUUUUAGAGCUACUUUUUUAAGUCAAUUACCUGUAGCUAUCUGAAACACUUACUUCCAAGAUCAGUUUCAACUAGGUCCUCCUCUUGUGUCUGGCACAGAGUUGCAGUUUAUGUCCAGAGCCAAGUGCUCGUUGCUGCUCUAAAGGGGGACUCUAUGAAGACUCUUGCGCUCCAGUAUAGUUAAAGAAUCAUCAACAAGCAGCUGUUAACAGCUUCAGGAUUUCAGUACAGUACUGAUAUGGCAGGUACUUUACAUAGGGAAACAGCAGCAAUUCCACAUGGAACUGCUGGCAUUUUGCUGUAAGAUCUAUGCCAGGUGAAAAGUUCUGAUGGAAGGUCAUCGACCUGAAACAUUUACUCUGUUUCUGUCUCCACAGCUGCUGCCUGACCUGCUAAGUGCAUAUUUUGAGGAUUUUCUAAUUUUACUUCAGAUUUCUACUGGCUACACUAAAUUUCUUUUUGUUUUAGAUUUUCUUUAAAAGAAAGACACAUUUUCUAUAUUUAAUAGAACAUUUUUGAAUGAGUGCCUGUUUGAAUAAAGAGAGUUAAAGCAGUUAAUGGAUUUUCACAGUAAGGUUCUUGCAAAACUUAAAUUAUAUGGUAUAUGAAGAAAUGUUAACAACAUAGGUAAAAAUUUGGUUUAUGCACAAGUGUCACUCAAUGUUGCAUAGAUUUGUGAGAGAUAGGAAGGCCAUUUGCUCUAACGUAGAAAUGCUUUGGACCUGGUCAAAUCAAAAUCCGCUGACCAUCCAAAAUUACAAAUUUGACAAGUAGAAAGAAGGUCAUCAGGAAAUCAAAAGCUGGUUAGCAGGAAGUGCCAGGCAAAAUUAUUUCAAUUUACCUUUCAUCCACCUUUAAAAAUACACUAAAGUUACAGAGAGCAUUUAACAAAAGGUUAAUGCCAGCAAUGGAAAACUGAGAGGAGAAGUUUGGAACAUGCAUAUUUUUUAGUGAAGCAGAAAUGGUUAAUAGGUAUUUUUAUGAAUGUUGAAAAAAUUUGAUAGACUGAACAGGGAGGCAUUGUUUCCUGUGAUUGCGGAACACGUAAUCCAGGUAAUUUGAUUAAAAAUGUCACAAAGAGUGAGGAGAUAGGUUGGGGAAGUUGUGUUUCAUUAAAGAAUUACUGGAGCAUGAAAUCACAGGGAGUUGUGUUACGGAUGUAACUGCAUCUUUUAAGGUAAAAAUGGAUAAGCAUUUAAGCCAGGCAAAGAAGCAAAUUAUCAGAGAAUGUGGCCAGUGUGACCAAUGUUGGAUUGGUCUAGUAUAAUAUAACAGAAAUAAUGAGCCAAAUAUUUACCUUCUAUGAGUAAAAUGUUUGAUCAAGAACACUCCUAACUGCCAAAGUUUCUUGGCCUGUCAGAUUUCAUCUUUUUAUGUACAAAAUUUCUUCAGAAUAAAGCAUUGUGUU